AUGAAAGGACCUAAAUAUAUUGAAUAGGACAUAAUUAAGAAAGUUUGCCAAGCUGAAUAAUUUUAAUAACACAAAUUUAAAUUGAUAAAUACAAGAUCUGAUCCAUAUUUAUCAAAAAGAGUAUAAAAUAUUAUAGAUUUUAAGCAUGUUUUAUUAGAUAAUGAUAAAUACUAAUAAAUAAGAGCAAAUAAAUUUUAUACAAAAUUAUAAGUAGAUUUACAAAAAGAGUAACGAUUGUUUAAAGAAAAUGCAAAAAUCCUUAAUCGAAUAGUAGAUAUAGGAAAUUAAAAAAGUUACUCAUCUCUUCCAAAAAGAUCGCUGACUAGAUAGAGUUCUGCUAAUUCAAUAAAGUCUCUUAAUUUAUCUUACAGAAAGAAGGAGGCUUUAAAAAUAGUUGGAGAAAAUGAGAAAUUGAUGCAGCGGUUAUAGAGAACUCCUUCAACAUUUAGAAAUAAAGAAACAUAUCUUAGAGAUUACAAGAAGUAAAUGAUAAAUAUUAUCUAAGAACAAUUGAGUUAAAGAAUAGAAUAUCAAAAUUUUCAUAGUAAAAUCAACAAAAAAUGGGUAAAAUAGUUCAAAGAUUAACAAAAACAACAACAAAUCCAAAAUUUAUAAAAUCAAAUUAGAGCAAAACCAGUGCUCCAUCAUAUAAAAAUUCUGCAUUAUCUUAACUACGUAUAGAACCUGAAAGAUAAUAAAAGAAGUUAUAAUUUCCGAGAAUAAAAUGA
Paramecium sonneborni is the source of this 728-nucleotide messenger RNA. The record is from the annotation of a GenBank genome assembly. Lineage: Eukaryota; Ciliophora; Oligohymenophorea; Peniculida; Parameciidae.